Messenger RNA from Ricinus communis (castor bean), 2865 nucleotides. RefSeq names its product integrator complex subunit 9. Gene Ontology annotation, biological process: snRNA processing. Gene Ontology annotation, cellular component: integrator complex. The record is from RefSeq and is a predicted model, not a curated record. NCBI's taxonomy places the organism in Eukaryota, Viridiplantae, Streptophyta, Magnoliopsida, Malpighiales, Euphorbiaceae. Bases 483 to 2600 code for a protein of 705 amino acids. The transcript is spliced from 11 exons.
UUAAGAAAACCAUUUCAUGUUAAAAUGAAUUUUGCUACUCUAACUAUUAUAUUUUUUUAUCUACAAGAUUUAGAUUUCUUAUUGCUGCAAUAAUCUGUUGUAUGAAUUUUAUUUGGCUGUUUAUUUUCACACUGAUGCGGAAUAACAGUUAUCUAUUUACCUUUUUAGAAUCGUAUAUAAAUUAUUUUUCUCAUUUAAGAUGGCCAUAGGUUGAAAUAAUUUCUCAUUUAAGAUGGCCAUAGGUUGAAAUAAUUUCUCAUUUAACUGUUAAAAUGUCUUUUAACAAAUAAAAAGAAAGAACAUUUAUAUUUUUUGUACGUAUCCCUAAUUUAUAAACCUGGAAAGUCUUGUUGGGCUAUAUGUAGUUAAGCUUUUACAGGCUAUUCUUUUUUUUUUUCUUAUUGAUAUAUGAUUUUGAACCUGAUUGUUCAUAAGGUACAACAUUGUGUUUCUGGCGGUGAUCUCUUAAUUUUGUUAUCUCCAUGAAGUUUACAUGCUUGAGCAAAGGGAAUGGUUUCCAUUUCCCACCAUGUUGCAUUCUUGAUAUGAGUGGGUACAGGAUAUUAUUUGAUUGCCCACUUGAUCUUUCAUCUCUCACAAUCUUUUCUCCUGUCCCUGCUGAUUUUUGCCCCAUUCUUCCUGAAGAACAUCCAAAUUGUUCACUUCAUGAUUCACUGCGUGUGGAAUUGGAGACUGGAAAAAUGUGGGGAAUGGAAAAGCCCCUUGAUGUGCAAAAUUUAAUAUAUGCAGAGCCUUGGUACAAAACUGCAAAAAACUUGCACCUUUGGGAUCCUUCAUCUAUUGAUAUCGUAUUAAUUUCGAGCACAAUGGGCAUGCUGGGGCUCCCAUUUCUUACUCAAUGUAAGGGCUUUUCUGCAAAGAUAUACGCAACUGAAGCAACAGCAAGGGUUGGGCAGCUUAUUAUGGAGGAUCUUGUCUCUAUGCAUGUGGAAUUCCGACAAUUUUAUGGAUCUGAGGAGUCAGAUCCUCAAUGGAUGAGAUGGGAAGAACUUGAAUUGCUUCCAUCUGAACUGAGGGAAGUGACUCUGGGUAAAGAUGGGUCAGAGCUGGGUGCGUGGUUCCCACUCUACAGUUCAGUGGAUGUCAAGGAUUGCAUGCAGAAGAUUGAAAUGCUUAAAUAUGCUGAAGCUGCCUGCUAUAAUGGGGAACUGGUCAUAAAGGCAUUCAGUUCAGGCAUAGAAAUAGGCUCAUGUAAUUGGCUUAUUGAGGGUCCAAAAGAAAAUAUGGCAUGGGUAUCAAGCUCUAUAUUUUUGUCUACUCAUGCUAUGGAGUUUGAUUAUCAUGCACUGCGUGGGACUGAUUUGAUCUUAUAUUCGGACUUCUCAUCCCAAGAUGUUAUAGAAGAUGUUGAACAGCAUGAGAGUUAUUUUGUUUCGGCUAAUCACAACCUCUCAAGUCUCAGUGCUGAUGGAGACAAUUGGAAAGAAUUGAAUGACUGCUUAUUGAGUAAUGAUGAGAGUAUAGAGGAAAGUGAUAAACUAGCUUUUCUAUGCUCAUGUGUCGUGGGUUCUGUUAAAGCCGGUGGCUCUGUCUUGGUUCCUUUAAAUCGGCUUGGAAUUAUCAUGCAGCUGUUAGAGCAAAUAUCGAUUUUCCUUGAAUCCUCAGCUAUAAAGGUUCCAAUAUAUGUUAUCUCUUCUGUAGCAGCAGAGUUAUUGGCAUUCACUAAUAUCAUACCAGAAUGGUUGUGCAAGUUCCGACAAGAGAAGCUAUUUUCUGGGGAGCCAUUGUUUUCACAUGUUGACCUCAUGAAAGACAAGAAGCUUCAUGUGUUUCCUGCUGUUCAUUCACCCAAUCUAAUAACCAAUUGGCAGGAACCGUGUAUCGUCUUUGCUUCUCACUGGAAUCUAAGACUUGGACCUGUUGUUCCUUUGCUUCGACGUUGGCGCAGGGAUGAAAACUCUUUACUUGUUCUAGAGGAUGGACUGGAUGCUGAUAUGGCUCUCUUGCCUUUCAAACCAAUAGCAAUGAAGGUUCUACAAUGUUCAUUCCUUUCUGGAAUACGGACGCAGAAAAUUCAACCAUUGCUGAAGAUAUUGCAUCCAAAAGUUGUUUUGUUUCCAGAGGAUUUGAAGCAGCACAUUAAUGCCUCAAGCUCAAGUUCACAUCCAUUUUCAGUUCUGUACUAUACUGAAAAUGAAACACAAGAGAUACAAAGUCUGAAAGAUAGUUCAGAUGUAGAGAUUGCAACAGACUUGGCUACCCGAUUCUGUUGGAAAAAAUUGAAGCGGAAGGACACGGAUAUAACAAGACUGGAAGGAGAACUUCUUAUAGAUGACAGCAAGCAUCGGCUAGUCUCAGGGAAAAAGGUAUCAGUUUCCUCCCAGAGUAGACAGCUUCUACUCUGCGGUGUGGUAGAUAUGGAGAAGCUUCUUGGUACAUUGUCGAAGAUGGGUUUUAAUGGAUCUAUAGAACGAAACAUGAAUGAUGGGGAAUCAGAUAGUGUUGGGAUAAUAAAAAUUCAUGAUCCAAAAGAAGCACUGAUAGAAGUUGGAGGAAUGAGUACUGUUAUCAACGCUCCUGAUGAGAAUUUAGCCAGUGUCAUUUUUGAAGCUAUCAGCACUCUCUUGGAUGUCAUUUAGAAGGGGAUUUUGGAUUAAGUUCCUUGUGGGGUGGUUUGUGGGACAUGUAAUAGUGCUGGAUAGGUCAGGGUUCACAUUGUUAUAAUUGCUGGGCUUAUAUAAUCCUCACUUCACUUCAACAGUUUUUCCUAUGAAACAAAUUUUCUAAUAAGCAUUUAAAAUUUAAUUUAAAAAAAAGAUCAUCAGAGUGGUUUGACAGUGAUCAAAGAUUGAUUUGUUAUUGAGAUGUUUUUUAAAAAGGUUACUACACAUUUUAAUCAUAAUA